UAAAGUACUAGGUACUAUAGAUAGUGAGUGGACCACUAGAAUGGGUAGCCAAGACCCCAACGAGGAGUAAGUGGCUUAGGAGCCAAGGCUUUGCCAGUGAGGGCUGGAGUGUUAGGGGGAACACGAACAUCCUGAAGGAGGGGCGCAAGAAAAUUCCUAUCUGGAGUAGGCCAGAGGGGCAUAGGACGUAUGCUGGACUGGUAGGACCAGAAGGUGGAAAAUUCCUAUCCUAAAAGGUCAGCGGUGCACUGCUGUGGUGUCAGCCCGACUGAAGUAGGAAGGUGGUAAGUCGCCUUGGAAAGGGGUGUUCCUGUGUCUCCAGUGAUUUUGUGUGAGGGGUUCGUAAAAGGAAGUUAUUGCUCUGCAAGGAAGGGAGUAAGUGAAACCCAUGGGACUGUGUAUGGACUGUACAAAGUUAAUGCAUACUGGAAAGCAUUACCAAGAAAAGUUCUCAUUUUUGUGAUUUUACCAUCGUGUGGAUAUUCAUCAUUCCAGUGAAGAAACCAGUUUUGAACUCCACAAGCUUGAAUUGUGCUCUGAAUACUUGCACCCAGAAGAUUCUGACAAAGAAGCUGAUAUAUUUGUAGCUUCUGAAACCAUCAAAUCUUAUUUAGAUGAUUUGAAAGGACAAUAUACAAAGUUUGCAGUGCUUUCUCAAAAUGGAAAAGGGAAAAGUUUCAUCCUUAACCUGCUGCUGAGCCUCACAGCAGAUAAUGAAGAAGAAUAUAUGGAAAAUAAUCGGUAUUUAAAACUGCCAAAGGAUAUUGACGAAAAAGCAAAACUGGAAGAGAUUGAAGAAGAUGUUUAUCUACCAGAUGUGGUAAAAGAUUUUAUAAAAACAGCAUCUGAAACAAAGAAAAAAGAAUGUGCCAGAACUGUAAUAGAACCUUUGUGCUGUGAGCUCCCAGAGGUAGUCCAACGCUCAAACAAUUCACUUUCAAAUGUGGCAAAAUAUUUUUCUGAAAAUAGCAGAUUAAAUAUAGAGCCCUAUAUCCUUUCUCAGAAGAAGAGAAAGGGAAGCUAUGAAUCUACCACAAAAUGUAUCAUUAACUUGAGAUAUGGAACAGUUUACCAAAUGAGCGUGAAUUACUUUACAGAGGAAGAACUUCAACAACAACUGUUUGAAUUGGUCACAUUGAAUGGAGAAGACUCUUCAAGCCUGAUAAAUGAAACAAAUGAAAAUAUAAAAAAGAGAGCCCAGGAAUGCUUAAAAGUUAGGUUUGAAAUCCUAACUGACCACGGCUUUUUCAGUAAUUCACAGGAAAUUAAGUGUCCCAAAGAUAUUGUUCUUUCUAAAGAAGUUCAACAGUUGGCAGGAAAAACAGAAUUGUAUAUUGGAAAUGGGAAAGAGGUCCAACAUGACCGACUUGCUAUGCAGAGUAUUCUAAGGCAAUUAACAACUAACCAAAGGAAAAAAGAGGAUACAGUUAAAGAUUCCAGAAAGAAAAUUGCUGCUGUCAAGCAAAUUGUGAUUUACUUGCCCAGCAAGAUAUUGUAUGGUGGCAAAGAAAUUCUGGAAAUGCCAGGAACAGAUGAUUCUGACCCAAUGGCAAUGAAUUUUAUAGAAACUGCUUUGAAUGAGGUGGAUGCAGUCAUUGUUAUAAGUGAAUUUGCUUUUACUAUCACUGAAACUGAAGUGAAAGAUAUGCUGUUUAACAGUGGUUUUGGAAAAUUCUGGAAAAAAAACCCCAACAAUUAUAAACUCAUACUCCUUGCAUAUUCAGAAAAGGACCAAGAAUGGCAAUUUGGAAAAGAUGACACAAAAGAAAUUGAAUCUCUAGAACAACAUGAAGUCAAAAAAAGAGAAAAAGAAUUGAAUUCAGUCAGCGACCUAUUGAAGAUGAACCCUUUACCUGAAGACUUGGAGAAGAGCAUCAUUACAGCAUGCAUAUUACCUGUAUUGCAUACUUCAAUUCUUGCACAACAGGGAGAAGAAUAUAGGAUAUUUCAGGAUUAUGAACAGUUUUUAAAAAACACAGGAAUUAACAAACUUAUAAAUGCAAUUGAUGGAUUUGUAGCAUCAAGGCAAAAAACAACCACUGAGAAGGUAAAAGCAGAACUUUCACAUUUUCAUAAAGAGAAACAUUUAGGAAACAUUACAGCAGCAGCAAAGUCUGUACUAAAUGUGUUAAACAACAGAGAGUACAAAGGCACUCUGGAACCUACCAUUACUAAAAAUAAUGAGAAUAUUUUGAUAUUGUUUGAUAAGAGCCUGAAACAGAUGCUUGCUGAAGUUGUAGAUACUAAGGUGGAUGCAAUAUUAAAGGAAACUGCUGAAGAAGCUAAAAUAAAUUGGACAAAUAAUAAAGACAAAAUAAAGUCAUUUGCGGUGUACAAUCCUUACUUUUAUGGCAAGAAUCCUGUGUACAAGGUGAAGCUAUUCAAUCUUUUCUUUGAUGGCUUGGAGGACAAAAAAGUUAACAUUUUCAAUGAAAUUAAAUCCAGAAUAGAGCCCUUGCUCAAACAAUGCAAGGAUAAAACACUGCAACAGUUGAUGGAAGACCUAAAUAAACUGCUAGUAGAAAAAUAUGAUCCCUUCACUUUGGAAUUUGUCCAAAAUGCCAUUGGAAAUGAGCUGGAUGGUGCAUUAGCAUGGUAUUUGGGAAACAUACAGCGACCCUUUAAUGAGAAAACAAUGAAAAAAUGUUUUGACAAAAGUCAAAAUGAAAACUUAAAAAAAACCAUACUUAAGCCAAAUUUCAAACAAGAGAGUUCUCUGGCAAUCGCAAAGCAGAAGACUGAAGUAAAUAUUGAAAAAUGUAUAAUGGAUAUAAAGAUUUCUUUUUUGGACAAGUUAUUUGCUCUGCACAAGAUGAGAUGUCAGCAAACUAUGAUGAACCCUAAUGGCUAUGGAGAUUCUUGCAUCCAUGAAGAGAUGGCCAGAAAAGAAAUUGAAAGCAAUUAUAUUUUAUCACAACUGUGUAGAUCUUAUUAAAGUUAGUUUUGUGGUUUUGUUUUAAUGUUAGUCUUACAUUUCUGAUAUUAUAUUAAUCUGUUGUGGGUUUCCACAAUUUUAAGGUAUACUGACACUUUUAUGGGUAACUUGCCAUUUGCAUCCCUUAAAGUGGACCUGUCACCCAGACACAAAAAUCUGUAUAAUAAAAGU
Xenopus laevis (African clawed frog) is the source of this 3106-nucleotide messenger RNA. RefSeq lists its product as uncharacterized. Lineage: Eukaryota; Metazoa; Chordata; Amphibia; Anura; Pipidae. The transcript is spliced from 22 exons. The record is from RefSeq and is a predicted model, not a curated record. Bases 728 to 2935 code for a protein of 735 amino acids.